AUGCAACCAACAACAUGUACCUUACCAACCAUUGUACAAAGUUUCGAAGUUGCUGAUGUCACAUCACUAUGGAACAAAUUUCCAUCUAUUAUCAACAAGCUUGAAGAAACUGUUAGUCGAUUUCGUUGUCCAAAAGGAUGGAAACGUGUAGGUGCUUCAUGUUAUUAUCUCUCCAAUGUAUCAUCAACAUCUGUUACUGCUAACAAUACGUGUAAUCUUCAUUCUAAUUAUUCAAAUCUUAUUCAAAUACAAAAUGUAGUUGAACUAUUCUAUGUUGCUCAUGUUUUGUCAAGAAAUAAAUUGUCAUCAAUAAUGGUUUCUAUAGAUCCGAAAUUAUUUAAAGAAAAAAAUCUCGUAGAACUAUUAAAAACUGAUCAAAAUCGAUGGAAACAAAUGAAACAAGAAAUGAAUCAAGCACGUAUUAAAUAUCAGAAUUUAACAACAAGAAUUAUUCGUCGAUUAAAUUCAGUUGGUUUACAUAUGAUGAGACGUACAAGAAAAAUAAAACAAGAUGAAUCAAAUGAAACAAUAUUAAAUGUUAGUUUAGUUGUUCAUAAUAAUAAUGAAUAUGAAUAUGAUGAUCUUGAUUCAACAGAUGAAAAUGAUGAAUUUGAAAAAAUCGAAGAUAUUCAUAGUAUUUGUCACGAAAUUGAUUGGAAUGCUUUAAAUGAUAAUUCAACUGCAUAUAUUUUAACAAGAUACAGUUUAUCAACUAAAAAUAUUUGUUCAUUGAAUAAUAUUGAAUCUAAUAUUCAUUAUGAUCAUAUUUUACUUGACUUUUGUUUUAUGAAUGUUAUUUGUGGUAAAUAUGGACAUUGUGUUAAUACAUUAACAGGUUUCAAAUGUUCAUGUUCAUUUUUGUAUGGUGGUCUUCUUUGUGAUAGAAGUAUGUAACAGUUUUUCAUUAAUAAAUAGUUAAACAUGCAGCUAAAAAUAAAAUAUUCAUAAUUUGAAAGUAUUUUACUUCGUUAUAUUUAAUAAUCUAUAAAAAGUCUAAUAUUGAUUAGUUUGUUAAUGAAAGAUCAUAUCAAGAUUCAGACAAACAAGAAAAUUUACAAGUUUCGGAUUCCAAAAUUUUAGGCCAUGAUGAAAGGAAAAGCUGUUCUUCAAGAUGUCAAAUUUGUUUUUUCAAAAAGGAUUUUAUAGAUGGGAAUAUGAUAUGAUGAAUCCUUUGACUAGAUAAUUAUAUCAUACAGAGCAAAAUUUCUAAAAACAUAUUCACACCCUAAUUUUCAAUGAAUUUGUUGAGAUGAAAAAUAGCAGAUGGAGUGUUUUUCAAAAUUCUUAUUUUUAAUUAUUAAUAGUAUAGCAUUCAUUUUAGUCGUUGUAUUGAAUGAAAAAAAUUGUUUGAUAUUUGCCUGACUACUGAAUUCAAAAUCAGAAAUGAUAUGCAAUAGAAAGGGACAUGGUUUUUCAUAUUAAACUGAUUGAACUAUUCUUUUUUUUAGUUUCACAACAAGGUCAACAAAUCCUUAUUAGUUUUGGGUUGAUUAUAAUCCUCUUGAUAAUACCACGCAUAUCAAUUCAACGCUUAUUAAGGUAUUUUGUUAAUUUCAAGAAUUAUCUGACUAAAUGCAAAGUAAAUUUCAUUGUAAUCAAGAAUAACAAACGAUACUUACUGAAAUGUUGGCAUCUUUUCAUAAUCAUCGAAUAACAUUUACGGCAGGAUUUAAAUUAUAUAUACGCUGUUGGAUAUAAAUGAAUUUGAUCAGAUUGAGAUAUAAAUAUGUGAUAUACAUAUCUUAGCCAAAAAUAUUGACUUCAUAAUACUUAGUAAACAUAUUUUGUCAAUGCUUAGAACGAAAUUAAGUUGAAUUAUUCAAAAAUUUUGAUCUUUAUGAGAAUGAAAUUUUCGAAUUUUUACCAUUAAUUUAGUUUCUUAUGUCUAUAACAAAAAAACCUAACUUUAGUNAAAAUUUCGAAUCUUGUUUUCAUGUCAUUACCUUCCAAUGGCAACCAUAUAUGUCAAACUUGAAACUUGAAUUCAAUUGAAGUUUCAACUUUCAACUUUCUAGCCUCAAAUGAGCAGCACUUUGUAGAAUCACCACUAUCCCGCAUUCUCACACACACAUCAUCGCAGCUGGUGAGGGUGCGGCGAAAGGACUGAUCAGAAAAGGACUGGCCACGAAACGACACACAACACAUCGCACCUGGUGAGGGUGCUGCGAAAGGAUUGGCCAGAAAAGGACUCAUCACGAGACGACACACAUCACAUCGCACCUGGUGAGGGUGCUGCGAAAGGAUUGGCCAGAAAAGGACUGAUCACGAGACGACCCAUAUCACAUCGCAGCUGGUGAGGGUGCCGCGAAAGGACUGCCCAGAAAAGGACCCGUCGCGAAACGACUUGAAAGUUGAAGCUUGAAAGUUGGAAGUUGAAACUUGAAACUUGAAACUUGAAACUUGAAAGUUGCAACUUGAAACUUGAAAGUUGAAACUUGAAAUUUGAAAUUUCAGUUGAAAGUUGAAAUUUCAAUUGAAUUCAAGUUUCAAGUUCGACACUACUGAUGGCAACCCCAGUCGCCAUUUUAUGUCGUACAGUUUCUUGUUUAAUCGAUUCGUGCGAAAAUUUUUAAACCCAUUUUAUUCAACAGCAGCUACUUUUGUCAAUAUUUAUUGCGUAGGUAGCUUAGUGGAUUCCCUACACAUCAUGUGUAAAGAGUUCUUUGGUAUCCCACAUUCUGCAUUUUCUGCAAUUUUUCUAAAACUGGUAAUUUCAGUUGCCAAUGCGGGGGGGGGGGGCAAAAGUGUUAAGAACGAAAAGCAAGUAUUUGUCAGUAUACUUUGCUGCAUACAAAAUAUAUCACUUCAAAAUGAAUUAAAUCCUUCUUUCCUCUUCUUUUACUAUUCUUUUUUUUUCACUAUGCAUACAUAUACAUCAGUCAAUUUGAAGUGAAGAAAGAGCUAUUCGAUUUCAAUUUCAAUUUCGCAUCUCUUAUCUUAACACACUACCACAAAAAACGACAAGCAUAUGAAAAAAUGUCAAUGAUCAUUUUUUCACUACUAUGUGUAUUCUUGAUUCAAUUUUCGAUACAACCAACAGCAUGUAUCUUACCAACCAAUGUACAAAGUUUCGAACUUGCUGAUAUCACAUCACUAUGGAACAAAUUUCCAUCUAUUAUCAACAAGCUUGAGGAAACUGGUACGUUUUUCGAAUAUAAUAAGAUGAAGGAUAUUCAGCAAGGGAAUAUUUUCUUUUUUCAGCGAAAAACUAAUAAAAAUUAUCUAAAUCGUAAAAUUUUACCUUCGUAUUUGAAUAAAUAAUACUUUGUAUCAAUUGGAUUAAUAUCAAUAAAAUUUUAUUUAUUCAUAAGAACAAUGUGUUAAAAAUUUAUUUUUUGACAAUUGAAAUGUUUUAUUGAAGUGGAAAACUAAACAUAAUUGCUUGUUCUUGAUAUAAUUAGAAUAAGGCGUCAAGUGUCCUUUAGAUCACACGAUAUAUAUUUACUUCAAACAAUUAACAUUGCUAAGAGAAUAUAGACUUUUGACGUAAAACUAAGUUCACAUAGAAAACCUAAUUAUGUCAAAUAUCAACCAGUGCUUAUAAAAUACAAUGUUCUUGCGUGUAACAUACUCCCUCGGACAAAAAAAAACGCCCUUUUUCCAUUUCAUUUUUGCAUCACUUAAUAAGUUGUUUUAGAAAAACAAAAUAUACCAGGAGUUGCAGCGUGAAAAGCCCUAUAAAC
This is a messenger RNA of Rotaria sp. Silwood2, 3683 nucleotides long. Lineage: Eukaryota; Metazoa; Rotifera; Eurotatoria; Philodinida; Philodinidae. The record is from the annotation of a GenBank genome assembly.